ACUUAAGGGGAAGGCCAGUGAUCAUGACGUAGUGAUGGUAGAGAACCCCCUCGGCGAGGACAAGAGAGGUAGGCAACGGCCCUCAACCAACAGUGGGCAGCAGAAACCCACAGUGACUGCAAUUGCGGAACUGUAGCUCGCUUCUGCUGGCAGCUAGGACUUUAUGAUGGCAGUGAUAAAAGCUGUGGUAGUUUGGAUGGGGCUGCUGUUGCUGUGGGGAUUUCCAGCAGCCAUGCCCAGAAGUGAACUACCUGGACUAACACGGAACAUAGAUAGAGCUUUUUUGUGUGUGGAAGCAGGGACUGACUGCUCCCACCUGACACAAGUGUCUGGGGGCAUCAUUAACUGCAUUGUGGUCAGGGACAGGCUUGACUGCUUAAAGAAAAUGAAAAGCAGGGAAGCAGACUUUGGUUACUUUGAAGCAGAAGACUUGAAAGUGGCUGCCAAAUUCUUUGGGAAUGAACAACAGGUGGUGUUCCAAGCUUUCAGCAAAGAUGAAGUGCAACGUGCCUAUCUACUUGUACACAAUGCAUCCAACCCAAAACCCAAGAGCCUGUGUCACCCAGGACUUCAGCUUCACCGCUCCUAUCCACGAGCACUCUACCGCCCCAUCACCCUUGAUUCAGACAUCUUCUUGCCAGAUAUUAAGGCACACAUUGAGAGACUCAGUGAAGCAUGGACUUCAGCCUGCAUUCCAGGACCUUGGUCUCUUGAUCCAACUACAGACUGGGAGCUAAAGCAACAACAUCCUCACCUGUGUCGUGCCUGUUUACGUCAAACCUGUGAUGAAGGUGAUCCUUAUGCUGGUUCUGGAACUCUUACAUGUCUCUUGGACCAUGCUGCUGAUGCUGCCAUUGUUUCUGAUGUGGACUUGAGGAAAUUGAGAGUUACAAAUCCUGAUGUUGAGAGGCUGUUUCACUACUGUCGUAGUAAUGAUGGAGGAUCAAUCCAGCCUCUUGGAGACUCAACUGGCUUGAGAGAAGAACCGUGUGACUGGGGUAAGAGGCCUGUACCAGUCUUUAUGUCUGCUUCCAGCUGUAACACCACAAAAUGCCUAAGAAGCAUAGAUGUUCUUGCUGUUCAAAGUCAUGCUGUGAUGGAGACACUAAGGCUUCCACUUAAAACACAGAUAACCCAACUUAACCAACCUCACACUCCUUCUGAUAUUAUUGAAAAGGCUGGGUACACGAUUGAUGACACUAGCCGGCAGAAAGUAGUGAAGUUUUGUACUCGCAAUGAAGAUGAGAUGGCUAAGUGUGAAGACCUGGCUAUGGUGACUCAAGCCUUUGAUGCUGGAAGUGGGAUUGGUAUUGGCUGUGUACAAGAACGCAUGAACUGGUAUUCUCAUAUCUACUAUGGAAAUGCUGAUGUCAUUGCUUUGGACAGUGGCGAUGUGUACCGAUUCACCAAAGACUUUGGAUUUCAACGGCUACUGAGUGAAGUAUAUGACACAAAAACUGGCAGACAUACUUCGUCAUACUAUGCUGUGGCUGUUGUGAAGGCUAAUUCCAACAUCACAUCCUUCAGCCAACUACGGGGUCACAAAUCAUGUCACACAGGCAUUGACAAGACAGCAGGAUGGAAACUCCCUGUUGCUACUCUGCUGAACCUGGGUCUCAUCAAUCCACAACACUGUAACUAUGUUGAUGCCAUAGCAGAGUUCUUCUCAAGUGGGUCCUGUGCUCCUGGAGCUAAUAAUACCAUGUACAAUGCACAAAAGCAUUAUGUGGACAGACUCUGCAGUCUGUGCAUUGGUGAAGGUGAAAACAAGUGCCUCAGAGGAGGUGCUGAGCCUUUCUACUCUUACACUGGUGCCUUCAGGUGUCUGGUACAUGGUGGUGGUGAUGUGGCAUUUGUCAAGCACACUACUGUUCCAGAUAAUACUGAUGGCAACAAUAAUGAAGAAUGGGCAAUGUCACUGCGGUCUGGUGAUUUCAAGCUUCUAUGUCCCUUAUAUGGUAGUGCCAAUACAGCGGCCGUCAGUGAAUUUCGGACUUGCAAUCUUGCUUUAGUACCUGCACAUGAGGUUGUCUCGAGGAGAAUGUCUGAUGACCGAAAGAAAAUGGUCCGGCAAGCACUGCUGGGAGUGUCACAAGUAUUUGGUAAAACAUCCCCUGGACUCCAAACAUUUAGACUAUUCGGAAGGUAUAAUAAGAAAUCAGAUUUGCUAUUCAAAGACUCUGCAAAAGGUCUGAAGGCACUGAGUGAAGAUACACAAGAUGAAAGGAAGAGAAAGAAAGAUUAUUUCAAGAGAUUGGAGGAAUUGCAUACUUGUGAAGUGCGUGUGUGUGCCCUGGAGGACUAUGAGAAUGAGUGUAAAGAAAUGGCACAAGCAAUGAAGGGAGUGGGAGAGCAGUUUGUGUGUGUCAGUGCAAGGGACAGGAUGGAUUGUGUGCGACGAGUGAUAGAAGGCCAAGCGGAUAUGAGCAUCUUGCCUGGGAGUUACCUCAACAUUAAUUCAAACCUACGCAUCAUUGCCUUCAGCAAGGAUCCACACAAUGCUAGAGACCAAUUUCGAUACAAGGCAGUGAUAGUGGUACGUCGCUCUACUGUGCACAGAAUGAUUGAUCUACGUGGGAAAAAAUCUUGCCACACUGGUUAUGGUAGAACUACUGGAUGGCGGAUACCAGUUGCCCUGCUGAAGCGUGAAGGCAUUAUCCUUCCUAUAUGUGAGCCUUUGCAGUCAACACUGGAGCAUGAGAUCAAGAGUGUGGCUGCCACAUUUAACAGGGCCUGCAUCCCAGGAGAAUGGGCUACCACCCCUGAUGUGGAUGCAGCUCUUAAGAUGCGGUAUGAUGCCAUGUGUUCCAUGUGUAGUGGAAGAACCUGCGACAGGAAUGAUGACUAUGCUGGCUAUGUUGGUGCAUUAAACUGCCUAUGCUUUAAUGGAGGAGAUGUGGCCUUCAGCAAGCUCUCAGUAGUCAGACAAUUCUUUGAAGAUAAUCGUUUAGCAAAUGUGAGUGAUUACGGGCUGAUGUGUCGAGAUGGCAGUGUUGUGGACAUAAACUCAGGUGCUGCUGAGGCGUGUUUCUGGGCAGCUCGACCUUGGGAUACAUUUGUGACACAUGGAGGAGCCAGUGAUGCAAAGGUGCAGAAGUUAACCUGGGCACUGAUGCAAGCCAAGAGGAAAGGGGAGGAGAAUUUGGCCAAUAAUCGGUGGUACUACAACAUUCUUGAAAUUGAUGAUACCUUCAGUGACAUUUUCCCUGCCAUAGAUAAUGCAACAACAGGACAAUAUUUGUCAGAAAGUAGAAUGGACAUUGUUCAGGCAGAGGAGAUGUGUGCUUCUGAGGCACCUGUGAGAUUCUGCGUUUCCAGUGAUGAGGAACGGAAAAAAUGUAGUGACCUUUCCUCCCUCUUGCACCUUAGAGGUGUAUCACCAGAACUUCAAUGCACACAAGGAAGUAGUGUUGAUGAUUGCCUUGAAAUGAUUAAAUUAGGUACAUCAGAUGUCAUGACCUUGACCAACAGCAAACGCUAUGCAUCCCAUAGCAAUCACAGCCUUGCAGACUUGCUUGCAGAAUCAUAUGGGAGAGAUGAAAGCAAUUUGUAUUACUUUGUUGCAGUUGUUAAGAAGGGUUCAGGUAUCAACAGUGUUUAUGAUCUUGCAGGAAAAACAACUUGUAAUACUGGAUCUAAUGCAAAUCUAAUCAAUUACAUAGAUGAGGAAUUAAAUGAGUGCCUUCAUGAUGGAGCCCUGUUCUCAACCAUCACUGAUGCAAUAAAAUGCCUGAUGGGAUCAAGGAGAGAUGUUGCCUUUGUAAAGCUUGAUGCUGUGAAUGAUGGUAACUGGGAUGAUGACAUCAAAGACCUUAAUCCAGAAAAUUUUGAGCUUCUCUGUGAAGCUCAAGUUAUGUCUCUCAGUAGCUGGAGUGUUCAAGAAUGUAACCUAGGAAGAAUACCAGGCAACAUGCUUGUGACUCGCCAGUCUGAAUCAAGAGCAAGGAAGGAGAACAUGCGCCAUCUAUUUUUGAAGGCAUCUAAGAUGUUUGGACAUUCCCGCUCAUUCUUCAGACUAUUCUACACAUAUUUCUCACAUAAAGAUCUUAUGUUUAAGGACACAACAGGAAGUUUGGUGCGAGUUACUGAUAUGCAUCAUAAGAGGUUUGUGGAUGAAAUGCUGAAGUAUGCGUGUAACCUUUAUGAACACCACACCCAGUCAGAGGAGACAACGCAACAUUAAACUCAAAAUUAAAGUUGCUCAGGAGUCAUUGAAGUUGUAUCGAUGGGAAGGAAAGAAAAGUGUAGUUAGCAGUAACGAUUGAAAAUAUAUAUAAACUUACAAGUAAUGAUCAUUGAAAUAUACAUGAUAUACACUAAUGGUAUAUUAGAAUAUUAUCCUAUACUUCACAUAAUUCAAAAACAUUUAGGUGAGAUGAACACUUCAGUAUUCUUUGACAGGAAUCAAAAAAUUUAUGAAUAGACAUGCUAGUGACAAUACUUUACUUUUAUUCUUCGAUGCUGUAGACUACAUUGAUCAGAAAAAUUUUUAUGCAAGUUUUUUGUAAUGUAGCUGUUUUAAUUUUUCUUAUUCAUCAUUAUUAUUUUCAUUAAUUUUCAUCAUAAUUUUUUGUGGGAAACUUAAGUUCUGAUUGAAUGGUAGCUGUGAUCCCACAGUGCACAGUAACCUUUCCUCAUGGCUGUGAUGAGAUGGAGUGAGGGAUGAUGGAUAGAGUAACCAACAAAGAUGCAUCUUCUUCUUGUACUUUGUUUUCCCCAAAGAGAGAGAGAGAGAGAGAGAGAGAGAGAGAGAGAGAGAGAGAGAGAGAGAGAGAGAGAGAGAGAGCAUAGGUGUAAUGACUUGUUUGUUGAUUCUUUCUUGAUCUUUCAUCUUAGCACUAACUAAAUUAUUCAUAGCACAUUUUAUGUUGUGCUUUUGAAACUAAUAAAAAAAAAACAUGUAACUAUGAACUUGAUACAUUAUACAUUAUGGAAGAUUUCCUUGGAUUUUCUAGGUUAAUGUUCAUAAAUACACAAGUAGCUGUGUACUGCAAAACUGUCUUUUCAUAGUAUACAUUACAGAGAAAGUGCUUCUUAGGCCCCUUGUUCCAUCCUGGUUUGUCCUUGCUUAUGCUAUACAGGGAAUACAGUAGCAGUUUUCUUAACCUCUGCUACAGUGAAAAGGUUAAAAAUAAAAAAAAAAUAAAAAUUUUCUUUAUUUUAUUAUUAAGUCAUCAGUAAGAACAACUACUACUGAGAUGACUGUAUGAACACUCCCAAAGUGACCUUAAAACAGUCACUUCUUUGGAGGUCUUUGUUAUAAUUGAAAGUUCCCCCUUCUAUUUGACUGAGUAGGAGAAACAUGCACUUCAUGAAAAACUGAUACUGAAAAUGGUAUUCUAAUCCCAAUUCCUCUUAUCACUAGAACAUCAUUGAAUCAAUCUGUGUUUGUUGCUACUUUGGUAACUUGAUUCCUGAACCUUAAUAAUAUUUUAUUUUAAGAGGCACAGGAAAUUAUGUUUUCUAAAUCAAGGAAAUAAAAUUUCACCAAUGUCAUAAAAACAUUUACCAGAAUAUUGUGUGUGUGUGUGUGUGUGUGUGUGUGUGUGUGUGUGUGUGUGACAUUCAGAUGGAUUUCCUGUAGUAAUCAUAUUCAUAAUGUGUCUGAUAAUAGCUUUUUAAUAUUGAGCUAAAAAAUAACUGUGAUUCUGAAAAAUCUGAUUUAUUGACUUUAUUCUAAACUAGAUGAGCAUAGCUUGAUCUGAAUUUUAAUAUAAAGAAGGCUCAUGUGACAGUAUAUGAGUGAACACCAAGACAACAGCACUCAUGAACUUUUCUAUCAGUCACUGUCUUCAGAAGACAAUUCUAAGUCAUCAUUAAGAUCACUUCCAUUAUGCAUGUUGUCUCUACCUGCAAUGGUACCUGAAACAGAACAUUUAACCAUGAGCAAAGAAGCCAAGAGAGAAAAAAUGUGUUAAGUGUUGUAUCUGAAGCCAACAAUGAAGAUGAAACACAUCACAUGUACAGCAUGACGGUUAUUUUCUUGAUAUGUAUAGUUUUUAAAAUACAAUUUUUAAGAUAUUUUA
Messenger RNA from Portunus trituberculatus (swimming crab), 6026 nucleotides. Its product is annotated as transferrin-like. Lineage: Eukaryota; Metazoa; Arthropoda; Malacostraca; Decapoda; Portunidae. Gene Ontology annotation, biological process: iron ion transport. The transcript has 28 exons. Bases 164 to 4183 code for a protein of 1339 amino acids. Gene Ontology annotation, cellular component: early endosome; recycling endosome; plasma membrane. The record is from RefSeq and is a predicted model, not a curated record.